GUAUAGUGCAAAGAUAUCUCGAUCGUGGAGAGAAAGCUGGUAACAUGCUAAGAUAGUGGAUGUUGGGAAGAAAACCCAAAUUUAUCCAUUUUGUUAAUAAUAAUCACGAAACAUCCUCAAAUUGUUGUGGCGACACCAUUGACAACCGGAUUACUAAAAAUUUUGGUUUCAGAUCCGAACAACUUUUCAUAAAACUGAACAAGUUCAAAAAUAGUUUUACAACCGUACUCAGUUGAGGACUUAAUAAUGUAAACUGAACUGUAUUCACUCAAGUAUAUUUUGUUAAUAUAUAUAUUUAUAUUUUUAACACGAUAAAAUAACAAGUAUUUGGUUACUUUCCCAAAUUAUGAACAUCGAGCUUUUGACCAACACUUAAGUUCAUAAUACUUCAGUAAAGAUGGACGCAGCCGGAGCGUACGGUGGUGGUAAAGCUGGAACUCCGUUUGAUCCAAUUCAAUUUGUUCAGCGCCCGCAAGUGAUAUUGCGAGGGUUGUGUUUGCUAUUUGCCAUCAUAGUAUUCGGCUGUAUAUCUUCGCAAGGAUGGGCGAAGGGAGCGGAAAAAGAGUAUUGCCUGUAUAAUGAUGAUUCGAAUGCAUGCAACUAUGGCGUCGGUAUUGGUGUUAUAGCGUUUCUGGCUGCAAUAGGCUUCCUUGUUGGAGAGUAUCUGUUUGAGCAAAUGUCAUCCGUAAAAACGAGAAAGCAUUACGUUCUUGGUGAUUUAGGUUUUUCUGGUUUCUGGUCAUUCUUAUAUUUUGUUGGAUUUUGCUACCUGACAAAUCAAUGGAGCAAUGCCGAGAGUCCACCACUUGGCGUUGGUGUAAAUAACGUUCAGGCAGCAAUAGCAUUUUCUUUUUUCUCUAUCUUCACUUGGGCUGGCUGUGCUUGGUUUGCUUUCCUGAGGUUCCGACAAGGUAGUGAGGCAGCAUUUGCUCCUAGCUAUGAAGCAGAUCCAGCUGCAAUGCCCGGAGGUGGCCCUUACACUUCGUAUCCCAUGGGCCAGGAAGCUGAUGCAGCAUACCAAGAACCUCCAUUCUCCGGCUCUCAAACACGAGGACCUGUGGGCACAGACUUCCAGGCACCUGCUUAUUAGCCAACAGAAGGCCACUUUCAGCUGUUAAGAGUAGCGAGUGUGCUGUGGGCCUGUGUGCCAGCCAUCAUACAGUGUCAUAGUCACAUUCCUUUCUGUGUACUUCAUGUUUAGCCCUGUUAUCUUGUUUUGGAAGUUGAGUACAUCACACCCAAUCUUGUGGAGUUGUUUACAUCCACACUGCCCAGAGUACCAUUUUUGUGUUUAUUCCUCUUCUUCCCAGUCUCUGGCAAGUGGCACUGGAGAUGUGCUGUAUGGGAAGCAGUAGUUGUGUCUUUAGGUGUGUGCUACUCUGUGGGCUGAGGAGCAGUCAGAAGGACCUUCCUCUGACCUGAUUACCUCUUGUAUAGCUCCCAAUGGGUGUGGGGCCUGGGGUAAGAGGCAGGCAAUUUCUGUGGAAAGCCAGGCUCCUCGCCCUGGGGAAGGGCCAAGCAUUGAAUUUCAUUGUUUUUAAAUUUUGUCUGUUAUGAUGCACAGUUAUACAGAUGUGUAAUUAUUCUAGUCCUUCACUGUUUCAGUGAACACCUUUGUUGAACAUCUAUGGUAGAUUAGAAAUCAUUUGUUAGAGUUGUCUGAUUUAACCAGAAGCUGAGAAAUAAAAAUAUAGCUGUAUAUAUUUAUUAUAUUAUCUGGCCAAAGUGCAGUUGUACUUGUUUUCAUUCUGUAGUCCACAUCUGUGAGCAUGUGAUGGUGUGUAGUUGCGACUGGACGUGGAAGUAAGUCAGUAGGGAUACAAGUACAGUUCAUGUAAGUCAUAGACUACUGUAUUGCAAAGUUAAACGUGUAAUAAAGUCAUUGUAUGUAAUCUAAGAGCUGCAUGUUCAUUUGAUGUAGUACUGAACAUUGCUGGCUGUUUAUUCAUCAUGUACAAACUAGCAGUUUGAGGCACAAGUUGGGGUACCAAAGUUGGCAUCAGCCUGCACCACAAGCAUUAAUGUAAUGUGUGUUUGUAGCUUGUUGGGUUGCUGAUGGGCACUUAGUGCUUACCAGUGCCUCUGUUAACUCUAGUUUCUUCCAGUAUUGUAACAGUAGUUGCUGUUUGUAGGCUAGGCACAUCCCUCUGUUAGUUGGAUGCCUGAAAUGCAAUACAUUUGUUGUAUUAAGUACUUUACUAAGACAUUUUUGUAUGUACAGAUGUAUUAAGUAAUAAGUUCAACUUAAGUUUAAUUUGUGUUUAUAUGUACUUUCUCUACAAGCCCCUGUAAAUACAUUUAUAUCAGACUUGUCAGAGUUUAUUUUUAAUAGAAUUAUUUUUACUAUGAACAGCUGUUAAAAUUAUGUCCUUGGGAGAUAAAUUUAUGGUGUAAAUAAUCUUGUAAAGGAUGUUGCAGCAAAAGAUCAACUCAUGACCUACCAUUCCUUUGAAUUCAUACAUUAAAAAUGUGUUCUGUAAUGGAGUGAAUGAUGACAACGAAACCUCACAAUUACUAGCUGGUGUUUUCUGAUUCGAUUCUGAUAAGAGGACUAUGUCUUGUGUGCCACUGAGCAAAUUGUCUCCAUGCUGUAGUAGUUGUACACCUCCCGUUUUGUAGGUUGCAUCUUCCUUUGCAUGGUGGAGGUGGUGCUCAUGUGUUACUAGCAGUUAGUGGCAAAAGAUUCUGCCUGUAAUAUUUAAUUGGUGUUACAGAGUUCAUCUUGAUGGAUUUUAGGAUGUGAAUCCUUGCCACUAUUUGCUUCAAUUUCAGUUAAUGCUUGUACUUACAUGAGCAGCAACCAGCAAAUAAUACAUGUCUUAAAAAUUAAUAUGUUGACAAAAUGUUAAUCAGGUAUAUACAAAUGUCUUCAGAUAUCUGUUCAUGAAUGUUAAGUCUUUUUUUCAGUGUAUUACAAUGGUAUGUGAAUAUUGAGAGUAUAGAGGACUUGAUACUUUGAAAGGCGUGUACAUCUGGCCAAGCAUUGAAUAAUUGAAAUUUGUCAGGCCCUCUUUCUGUUCAAUCAUGUUUAAUCAUUGUAUGAAUCUCAAGAACAUAUGUAUUUGAAAAUGUUGAUGGUUUUGACAAAUAAAACAUUUCAACCCACA
Molecule: messenger RNA, 3107 nt
Organism: Gryllus bimaculatus (two-spotted cricket)
Lineage: Eukaryota; Metazoa; Arthropoda; Insecta; Orthoptera; Gryllidae
Source: the annotation of a GenBank genome assembly